CGAGUCGUUGCUCGGUUUCUGGGCGGAAACGAGAUUGGCGAUUCGGCCGGUACGGCAGGUUCGGGACCGGCGCCGCGGCCAGUCAGAGCCCCCCGUGGACAGCCGGGACGCCGAGCUCCUGGGCACGCCAGCACCCGGUGGGGGAGUGGGCAGCCAGGCCCGCGGCGGGCUUCCAGCCCCUCGUCGAUCCGCGUCGCCCGAGCCCGCGGCCGGGCCUCGAUUUUUCGGCGAGGACAGUCAUGGCGUCGCAGCCGAACUCCUCUGCGAAGAAGAAGGAUGAGAAGGGGAAGAACAUCCAGGUGGUGGUGAGAUGCAGACCCUUUAAUUUGGCAGAAAGGAAAGCUAAUGCCCAUUCAGUAGUUGAGUGUGAUAAUGUACGGAAAGAAGUGAGUGUACGAACUGGAGGAUUGGCUGACAAGAGCUCAAGGAAAACAUAUACUUUUGAUAUGGUUUUUGGAGCAUCUACUAAACAAAUUGAUGUUUACCGAAGUGUUGUUUGCCCAAUUCUGGAUGAAGUUAUUAUGGGCUAUAAUUGCACCAUCUUUGCAUAUGGCCAAACUGGCACUGGAAAAACCUUCACAAUGGAAGGUGAAAGGUCACCUAAUGAAGUGUACACCUGGGAGGAGGAUCCCUUGGCUGGUAUAAUUCCACGUACACUUCAUCAAAUUUUUGAGAAACUUACUGAUAACGGUACUGAAUUUUCAGUCAAAGUAUCUCUGUUGGAAAUCUAUAAUGAAGAACUUUUUGAUCUGCUUAAUCCAUCUUCUGACGUUUCUGAGCGACUACAGAUGUUUGAUGAUCCUCGUAACAAGAGAGGAGUGAUAAUCAAAGGUUUAGAAGAAAUUACAGUACAUAAUAAGGAUGAAGUCUAUCAGAUUUUGGAGAAGGGGGCAGCAAAAAGGACAACUGCAGCGACACUGAUGAAUGCAUACUCUAGUCGUUCCCACUCAGUUUUCUCUGUUACGAUACAUAUGAAGGAAACUACAAUUGAUGGAGAAGAGCUUGUUAAAAUUGGAAAGUUGAACCUGGUUGAUCUUGCAGGAAGUGAAAAUAUUGGUCGUUCUGGAGCUGUUGACAAGAGAGCCCGAGAAGCUGGAAAUAUCAAUCAGUCCCUGUUGACCUUGGGAAGGGUCAUUACUGCUCUUGUGGAAAGAACACCUCAUGUUCCUUAUCGAGAAUCUAAACUAACUAGAAUCCUCCAGGAUUCUCUUGGGGGGCGUACGAGAACAUCUAUAAUUGCAACAAUUUCUCCUGCAUCUCUCAAUCUUGAGGAAACUCUCAGUACACUGGAGUAUGCACAUAGAGCAAAGAACAUAUUGAAUAAGCCCGAAGUUAAUCAGAAACUCACCAAAAAAGCUCUUAUUAAGGAGUAUACAGAAGAGAUAGAGCGCCUGAAACGAGAUCUUGCUGCAGCCCGAGAGAAGAAUGGUGUGUACAUUUCUGAAGAAAAUUUCAGAGCCAUGAAUGGAAAAUUAACUAUUCAAGAAGAACAGAUUGUAGAACUGAUGGAAAAAAUUGGUGCUGUUGAGGAAGAGCUAAAUAGGGUUACAGAGUUGUUUAUGGAUAAUAAAAAUGAGCUUGACCAGUGUAAAACUGACCUGCAAAAUAAGUCACAGGAACUUGAAACCACUCAAAAAUAUUUGCAAGAAACCAAAUUGCAGCUUAUUAAAGAAGAAUAUAUCACAUCGGCUUUGCAGAGUACUGAGGAGAAACUUCAUGAUGCUGCCAGCAAGUUGCUUAACACAGUUGAAGAAACUACAAAAGAUGUUUCUGGUCUCCAUUCCAAACUGGAUCGUAAGAAGGCAAUUGACCAACACAAUGCAGAAGCUCAAGAUAUUUUUGGCAAAAACUUGAAUAAUCUGUUCAGUGGUAUGGAAGAGUUAAUUAAGGAUGGCAGCUCAAAACAAAAGGCCAUGCUAGAAAUUCACAAGACCUUAUUUGGUAAUCUGCUGUCUUCCAGUGUCUUUGCAUUAGACACCAUUACUACAACAGCACUUGGAUCUCUCACAUCUGUUCCAGAAAAUGUGUCUACUUGUGUUUCUCAGAUUUCUAAUAUGAUACUGAAAGAACAAUCAUUAGCAGCAGAAAGUAAAACUGUACUACAGAAAUUGAUUAAUGUACUUAAGACUGACCUCCUAAGUUCACUGGAAACGAUUUUAUCCCCUACUCUGGUGUCUAUAUUGAAAAUCAAUAGUCAGCUAAAGCAUGUUUUCAAGACUGCAUUGACAGUAGCUGAUAAGAUAGAAGAUCAGAAAAAGGAAAUGGAUGGUUUUCUCAGUAUGUUGUGUAACAAUCUACAUGAACUGCAAGACAAUACAAUUUCUUCCUUGGUUGAAUCACAGAAAUUAUGUGAAAACUUAACUGAAGACUUGAAAACAAUAAAGCAAACACACGCACAGGAACUUCACCAGUUAACCAAUCUUUGGGCAGAAAGAUUCUGUGCUUUGGAGGAAAAAUGUGAAAACAUCCAGAAACCACUUAGUAGAGUCCGAGAAAAUACAGAGCAGACAUCUAAGGAUAUAAUCAACAAAACAGCUUUUCACAGUAAAAAAUUUUGCGCUGAUUCUGAUGGCUUGUCACAAGAACUCAGACAUUUUAACCAAGAUGGUACAAAAUUGGUAGAAGAAUCAGUCGAACACUAUGAUAAACUCAGCAGCAACCUGGAACAAAUAUCUCAGGAGACUCAACAGAGAUGUGAAUCUCUGAACACAAGCACAGUUCAUUUUUCUGAACAGUGGGCAUCUUGCUUAAGUAAGAGGGAAGAAGAACUUCAGAAUUUAUUGGAGGUUGUAAACCAAUGUUGUAAGGCUUCAACUUCAGAGAUCACAGAAAAAUUAAGUGGACAUAAAGCAGCUAAUGAGAAUCAUCGUAAUACUUUUCUGGGUCAGAUAACUGCUGAUGAAGAAAGAUUGAUAGCACAAAGUAUAGAACUUAACGAGACUAUAAAAAUUGGUUUGAAUAAGCUUAAUUGUUUCCUGCAGCAGGAUCUGAAACUGGAUAUUCCAACAGGUACGACACCACAGAGGAAGAAUUACUCGUACCCAUCGACACUGGUGAGAACUGAGCCGCGGGCACAGCUCCUUGAUCAGCUGCACAGCAAACAGCCGGAGCUGUUGAUGAUGGUCAGCUGCUCAGAAGACAACAAAGAGACUAGUCAGGUCAUGGAUGAAGAAAAGACACUCCUGGGGCAACACGCUGAAGAGCCUGUGGGCCAGGAGCCACCUGUGGAUGCCAGUGUGCUUUGUCCUUCAAGGGGCGGGGUUCCGUUUUUCCAGCAUAAAAAGUCACAUGGAAAAGACAAAGAAAACAAAGGCAUUAACCCAGUGGAGCGAUCUAAGGUGGAAGAAACUACAGAGUACUCUGUCACAAAGAGCAGAUUACCUCUACGAGCCCAGAUAAAUCUUUAAUUAAUUUGAGGGUCAAAAAUUUUAUUUUUAAGAAAAAAUAAAACCUGAAGCCCUAGACCUUGAGCCUUGUGUAUAGAUUUAAAAAGAACAGAAUGUAUCAAGGCAGUACUGUAAAAUAUUUUGAAUUUAAGUCUGCCCUUCCAUUUUUUGGGUCUUCCCUGUUAUUUCCUGUGUAUUAAGUUGGGUUGCAUUUGGGAUUUGCAUUGACUAAAUACAAGUUUAUGUUGUUAGCUUUUCAUAUAAAGUAACUCUUUUAUAAAACAGAUGGAAGGGUUUUUUAUAUAUUAUUAAAUAGUGAGUUUCAGGGACUGCAUUGCUCUUCCAGGCUUGAGCUUACAGAGGUAAUAUCACCGACACUUGACCUUGGAGAGGACCAUCUCUUUUCUUGCUAUAACUAAAUUAAGUAUGUAUAUUCUUACCUCCUCCUUAGACUUUCUUAUUUUGCCUUCUGAGCUCACUUUCUCCCUUUUUGUCAUUACCUCAUUUAUAGAGCUAUAAAAAGGUAUCCUUUCUUAUUAUGAAAAAGUCAGACUUUUGUCAAGAAGCCUUUCAUGUUUUUCAGUGGUUAUCUCUCAAAUUGUGUACAAUAAACAUUAGCCUGGGAGUGUCCCUUUUUUCAGUACUUUGAAUUUGUUUUCCACUGGCUGUGAAAGCCAUUCCUUUAUGACACUUAACACGUUAGCCUCCCCAGAGUUCACAAAAAGCCAGCUUCUCCAGAACAUAGACUGCUGUUAGGAGAACUUCCUGGAGCGCUGAUCAACGGCACGGGGUCACCAGGCUAAAGCCUAUGUCUUUUGGAGAAGGUCACAGUGAUUUAAGGAUGUUUUAAAACUUACCAAUUAUGACUAUGAUUUAUAUUCUUUUGUUUACUGGAUGAGGGUUUUUUUUUGUUCUUUGUAUAUAAUAAAAUUUGUAUAUAUAUUUUUCUUUUGCAAUUAUAACUCUUGGAAAGUCCCUGGCAUUUUUGAUCAGGCAUGUAUAUUUCUGGAAGUAUAGGUGUUUCGGCAGAAAGAACCAGAGCACUUAGAAGGAAUAUGUGCAGAGAAUAAAUUUUGUGUCUACUUGAGGUUUAAUGUAUACGUUGUAGAGAGAGUUGACUUUAAUAGCUAGGUAAAACCAAACCCUAGUGGAGAAUUAGCAGAUAGAAGGAACUUGAAGGAACUAAAUUUACCUUACAAAAGUACUAAUUUUCUUAAUGAAAGUAAUGUAUAAAAUUUCUCUGCAAACAUGUCAACAUAACUUAUGGGUAAUAUCUAAUAAAGUGCCCUUGGUGAAUCCUGAUUAAUAAAUUUGGUUUCCUCAU
This is a messenger RNA of Lepus europaeus (European hare), 4710 nucleotides long. It is a transcript of the gene KIF11, whose product is annotated as kinesin family member 11. Gene Ontology annotation, molecular function: ATP binding; plus-end-directed microtubule motor activity; microtubule binding. NCBI's taxonomy places the organism in Eukaryota, Metazoa, Chordata, Mammalia, Lagomorpha, Leporidae. Gene Ontology annotation, cellular component: spindle microtubule; nucleus. The record is from RefSeq and is a predicted model, not a curated record. Gene Ontology annotation, biological process: mitotic spindle assembly; microtubule-based movement. The coding region runs from base 240 to 3407 and encodes 1055 amino acids. The transcript has 22 exons.